Molecule: messenger RNA, 778 nt
Organism: Radiomyces spectabilis
Lineage: Eukaryota; Fungi; Mucoromycota; Mucoromycetes; Mucorales; Radiomycetaceae
Product: putative ubiquitin-conjugating enzyme E2
Exons: 5
Coding region: 194-727 (177 amino acids)
Source: RefSeq, a predicted model, not a curated record
CAUGUUUUUUUUUCAUUCAGCUGUGACCUGUGAUUGGGUCUUUUUCGCCAUGCGCACAGGACGGGAUAGUCCAAAAAGUCAUUUUUCCCUUUCUCUCUUUCCUUUGCUCGGUCAUUGGAGAAAGCACGAUCCUAUUACCACCGGUUAAUUAUUCGUUCCGUUUUCCCAUCCUUUAUUCACACAGCAACAUACCAUGAUCAAGAUUUGGAGCAUGAAGGCCAAAGAGGCUGCGGCUGAAAAGAAGAAGCCGAAAACAAGUGCAGCGCAAAUUCGUGUGCAGAAAGAUUUGGCCGAAUUGGAAAUUCCAGAGACUAUCAAACUCGAUUUCCCUGAUCCUGCAGAUAUUCUCAACUUCAACGUAAUCAUCACUCCCGACGAAGGUUUUUACAAGAAUGGCGUUUUCCGAUUUACUUUUGCCAUCAACAACAACUACCCACAUGAACCCCCAAAAGUCCAUUGCACACAAAAGAUCUAUCAUCCAAACAUUGAUCUUUCGGGUAACAUUUGUCUAAAUAUUCUUCGUGAAGACUGGAAGCCCGUGCUGUCAUUGCACUCUGUCUUGGUGGGAUUACAAUAUCUAUUCUUAGAACCCAAUGCUGACGAUCCAUUGAACAAAGAUGCUGCUGACGAUUUGCGACACAGUCGAAGAAAUUUUGAAGCCAAUGUCAACAAGUCGCUUUCGGGAGGUUCAUUCAAUGGCGUCAAUUAUGAUAAUGUAUUGGCAUAAAAGCAAAUGUAUUAAAAAAAACAGAAAGAAAAAAAAAAAACCAAAAGAGAG